AUCGCCGGCCGUGCAGCGCCGGGUGACGGGGGCCCGCGGAGCGCCGGCGCCGACCGCUUUCGCUGCCCCGCUCGCCUCGGCCGGACGAGGGGCUGCCCGCCGCCAUGGUGAAGGAGCAGUUCCGCGAGACGGACGUGGCCAAGAAGAUAAGCCACAUCUGCUUUGGGAUGAAAUCUCCUGAAGAGAUGAGGCAGCAGGCGCACAUCCAGGUGGUCAGUAAAAAUCUCUACACUCAAGAUAACACUCACUCUCCUCUGUUGUAUGGUGUGCUGGACCAUCGAAUGGGUACAAGUGAAAAAGACCGUCCGUGCGAAACUUGUGGGAAGAAUUUGGCAGAGUGUUUGGGGCAUUAUGGCUACAUUGACCUGGAGUUGCCCUGUUUCCAUGUGGGUUACUUCAAAGCAGUGAUAGGCAUUUUACAGAUGGUUUGCAAGACCUGUUGCCGUAUCUUGCUGACCUGUGAAGAACAGAAGCAGUUCCUGGAUUAUCUGAAGAGACCUGGCUUGACCUAUCUCCAGAAACGAGGUCUGAAGAAAAGGAUCUCCGAAAAGUGCAGGAAGAAAAGCACUUGCCCUUACUGCGGGGCUUCUAACGGAACUGUAAAGAAAUGUGGCUUACUAAAAAUAAUCCAUGAGAAAUACAAGACCACUAAGAAGAUUGUGGAUCCCGUUGUGUCUCACUUCAUACACUCUUUUGACACUGCUAUUGAACAUAAUAAGGAAAUUGAACCCUUACUAGGAAAAGCCCAGGAGAACUUGAAUCCCUUGGUGGUUUUGAAUCUCUUAAAAAGGAUUCCUGCAGAAGAUAUUCCGCUGCUUUUGAUGAAUCCUGAAUCGGGCAAGCCGUCCGACUUGAUCCUAACACGACUCUUGGUUCCCCCAUUGUGCAUUCGGCCCUCUGUAGUAAGUGACCUGAAAUCUGGCACCAAUGAGGAUGACCUAACAAUGAAGCUGACAGAAAUAAUUUUCCUCAAUGAUGUGAUCAAAAAGCAUAGAAUCUCAGGAGCCAAGACUCAGAUGAUCAUGGAGGACUGGGACUUCCUGCAGUUGCAGUGCGCGCUGUACAUUAACAGUGAACUCUCUGGCAUUCCUCUCAACAUGGCCCCCAAGAAGUGGACCAGAGGCUUCGUGCAGAGGCUGAAGGGGAAGCAAGGUCGAUUUAGAGGAAACUUGUCUGGAAAACGAGUGGACUUCUCUGGCAGAACAGUUAUCUCGCCUGACCCAAACUUACGGAUUGAUGAAGUGGCUGUACCUGUUCAUGUUGCAAAAAUACUAACAUUUCCUGAGAAGGUGAACAAAGCUAACAUCGAUUUCAUGAGGAAGCUUGUUCGGAACGGUCCGGAGAUUCAUCCAGGAGCCAACUUCAUUCAGCAGAGGCACACACAAAUGAAAAGGUUUUUGAAAUACGGAAACCGUGAGAAGAUGGCCCAGGAGCUAAAAUAUGGGGACAUUGUUGAGAGGCACCUCAUCGAUGGGGACAUAGUCCUGUUCAACCGGCAGCCUUCCUUGCACAAGCUCAGCAUCAUGGCUCACAUAGCGAGAGUGAAACCCCACCGGACUUUCAGAUUCAAUGAAUGUGUCUGUACACCGUACAAUGCUGAUUUUGAUGGUGACGAGAUGAAUCUUCAUCUUCCUCAAACUGAAGAAGCAAAAGCUGAAGCCCUUGUUUUAAUGGGGACAAAAGCAAAUUUGGUGACACCAAGAAAUGGAGAGCCCCUUAUUGCUGCGAUUCAGGAUUUCCUUACAGGUGCCUAUCUCCUCACACUGAAAGACACUUUCUUUGACCGAGCGAAAGCCUGUCAGAUUAUCGCGUCUAUCCUGGUUGGCAAGGAUGAAAAAAUUAAAGUUCAUCUUCCACCUCCGGCAAUUCUGAAGCCUGUGACCCUAUGGACAGGGAAACAGGUCUUCAGUAUCAUCCUAAAGCCCAGUGAUAGUUGUCCGGUCAAGGCCAAUCUCCGAACCAAGGGCAAGCAGUACUGUGGCAAGGGAGAAGACCUGUGCAGCAACGAUUCCUAUGUCACAAUCCACAACAGCGAGCUGAUGACUGGCAGCAUGGACAAGGGGACCUUGGGGUCUGGAUCCAAGAAUAACAUCUUCUACAUUUUACUGCGAGACUGGGGUCAAGUGGAAGCGGCGGAUGCCAUGUCCCGACUAGCCAGGCUUGCUCCGGUCUACCUUUCGAAUCGUGGAUUUUCAAUUGGAAUUGGUGACGUAACACCUGGACAGGGGCUGCUGAAGGCAAAACAUGAACUUUUGAAUGCCGGCUAUAAGAAAUGCGAUGAGUACAUCGAGGCUCUGAAGACUGGCAAGCUGCAGCAACAGCCAGGCUGUACCGCAGAGGAGACACUAGAGGCGCUGAUUCUGAAAGAGCUGUCUGUGAUCAGAGACCAUGCUGGCAGUGCCUGCCUUAGGGAACUAGACAAGAGCAACAGCCCUCUCAUUAUGGCGCUUUGCGGUUCAAAAGGCUCCUUCAUUAACAUCUCCCAGAUGAUUGCUUGUGUGGGACAGCAGGCUAUCAGUGGGUCACGUGUGCCCGAUGGAUUUGAGAACCGGUCGCUGCCUCAUUUUGAGAAGCAUUCCAAGCUUCCUGCAGCGAAAGGUUUUGUUGCCAACAGCUUCUAUUCUGGCUUGACACCCACUGAAUUUUUCUUCCACACCAUGGCUGGUCGUGAAGGCCUUGUUGAUACAGCUGUAAAAACAGCCGAAACGGGAUAUAUGCAGAGACGAUUGGUCAAGUCUCUAGAAGAUCUGUGCUCACAAUACGACUUGACUGUCAGGAGUUCGACUGGUGACAUCAUCCAGUUCAUUUAUGGCGGCGAUGGUUUAGAUCCUGCAGCCAUGGAAGGGAAAGAUGAACCUCUGGAGUUCAAGCGGGUCCUGGAUAACAUCAGGGCUGUGUAUCCAAGCAGAAGUGAGCCAGCGCUUAGCAAAAACGAAUUGGUGCUAACUGCUGAAUCCAUCAUGAAGAAGAGUGAAUUCCUUUGCUGCCAGGACAGCUUCCUACAGGAAAUUAAAAAAUUCAUCAAGAACAUGUCUGAAAAGAUUAAAAAAACCAGGGACAAGUACGGCAUUAAUGACAACGGCACAACAGAGCCGUAUGUUUUGUACCAGUUGGACCGGAUUACUCCAACCCAGUUGGAGAAGUUUCUGGAGGUCUGCAGAGAGAAAUAUAUGAGGGCACAGAUGGAGCCCGGCUCUGCAGUGGGAGCGCUCUGUGCGCAGAGCAUCGGCGAGCCUGGCACACAGAUGACUCUGAAGACCUUCCAUUUUGCUGGUGUCGCCUCGAUGAACAUCACGCUCGGAGUGCCAAGAAUCAAAGAGAUCAUCAAUGCCUCCAAGUCAAUCAGCACACCAAUCAUCACGGCCCACCUUGACGUUGAUGAUGAUUCGGACUUCGCCCGGUUGGUCAAAGGAAGAAUAGAGAAGACGCUCCUCGGAGAGAUUUCAGAGUACAUUGAAGAAGUUUUCCUUCCUGAUGACUGCUUUAUUCUUGUCAAGCUGUCCUUAGAGCGGAUUAGACUGCUAAGGCUGGAGGUUAACGCAGAGACCGUGCGGUAUUCUAUUUGUGUCUCCAAGCUGAGAGUGAAGCCGGGGGACAUUGCUGUCCAUGGUGAAGCUGUUGUUUGUGUUACUCCCCGAGAAAACAGCAAGAGCUCCAUGUACUAUGUCUUGCAGUCCCUGAAAGAAGAACUCCCAAAGGUGGUUGUGCAAGGGAUCCCAGAAGUGGCUCGCGCUGUAAUUCAUAUCGAUGAACAGAGCGGGAAGGAGAAGUACAAGCUGCUGGUGGAGGGCGACAACCUGCGAGCUGUCAUAGCCACACAUGGAGUCAAAGGAACAAGGACCACAUCUAACAACACUUACGAGGUUGAGAAGACUUUGGGCAUUGAGGCUGCUCGAACUACCAUUAUCAAUGAAAUUCAGUACACAAUGGUGAACCACGGCAUGAGCAUUGACCGGAGACAUGUCAUGUUGCUGUCCGACCUGAUGACCUACAAGGGUGAAGUUUUGGGGAUUACGAGGUUUGGCCUGGCGAAAAUGAAGGAGAGUGUAUUAAUGCUUGCUUCGUUCGAAAAGACGGCGGACCAUCUCUUUGACGCUGCAUACUUUGGGCAGAAGGACUCGGUGUGUGGUGUUUCUGAGUGCAUCAUCAUGGGCAUCCCAAUGAACAUCGGAACUGGACUGUUCAAGCUGUUGCAUAAAGCGGACAAGGAAGCAAACCCGCCAAGAAGGCCCUUAAUUUUUGACAACCCCGAAUUUCAUGUCCCCCUUACUGCAUAGCAGCGGCACCACCCUGGCCAGCUAGCAGAAAUUGAGUAUGUUUGUCCUAUGCCUCUCUAAAGAGGGUUAAGAAGUGGGGAACACACGAAAGCGUGAUGCAUGCAGCUGAUCCACCCCUGAUGCAGGUGUUUCCCUCUGAAUGCAGUCAAUCCACAGUGAAGUUCAGUUGGUGGAAUUUGUUUCAAAAAUCAAGGAUGAAAAGCGGUGAUACGGAUUGUGAGACUUUCAGUCCCUCUGAAAGGGCAUGGGCUUACUGCUGUUUCUUGGAUUUGUGACGUAAGCUGCAGCUCCAGUAAUAGGAACGUUUUCCUUUUGCCUCUGGCAGCUGUGACAAACAUCUGUCAGCACAUCCACAGUAAUUCCUGCUCUGGUCUGUGUAGGACAGAGAAGAGGAUGCCCUUCAGCGGCUUUACGCCACACGUCAUGUUUGUGCGUUAAAUGUGUCUCCGCGUUUGCUGCUCAGCUUUCCGAAACCACACUGACCGCAGAACCGUGGUGGUAUUUCAUAUAAUUUUGUUCAAUACAGAUUCUGUCACGGUGAUUAAUAUUUUUAAGUGGACUGGAAAUCCUGAUUGGCUCGUGGCGAUUGUCAGUUAACAGGAGAGCUUUGCUUAGCCCUGGGAAGCACGUAAAGAUUGCCGUUCAUCGCAGCGAGGAUCCAUCGGCAGCCGCCAUUCGCACAGGAGCAGGGAAUCUGGGGAGGCCGGGACUAUGUCUGCAUCAUCAGUCAAACCGCCACUGCACAUUCCCACUGCCCUGCAGAAGCAAAAGGAUUCAGUCACUUGCCACCGGAAUUCAGUGGCAAAGUGCCAUGGAAAAGCGACUAGGUCAGGAGAACACACUGAAUUUGAUCUGUUUAGUGCUUUGUAGUGGGAGACCACUGAUUAAUUUUUUGCCACAGUGGAAGGGCAACGGGAUCCGCAGCAGCGACUGCAUGCAGCCCACCUCUGCCCUAGAGGAUCUUGGGCAGUGCUGAUUUUAUUUAUUUGGAAAGGGGAUUCAGAACAUGAGCUCAUCAGGAAGGGUCCUGGCAUUCAGAUAGUACAGCCUAAUUCACGCAGGUUUGAUCUGCGUUAAUAGUGAGCAGAUCCUGAGCUCACCCUGACAAGCAGGACCAUGUUCAAGCAAUAGAACUGGGCCCUCGCCCAGCCUCUCCCAGCUGGUUCAGUUACACUUUGCUUCUGCAUUGGAUUGUGCCCAAACACAGCUGUAUCGUGUGAAUAAGAAAUCUACAAAAAUCGUUUCCAUAAUAUGUACCACCUGUUCAAUUGAAUUUUAAAAUCCUUGACUGAGGAAAGUAUUUAUAUGAAUGAACAUACUUGGAACCCUUGGCUACCUUUAUAGCAAGUAGCGCAAUGCACAAGACAAUGUGUGGGUAUAACGACAGUGCUUUCCCCUCAUCUUUUCAUUUAAAUUAGCUCUUCUUUAUAUUGGUUUGUGCAUAUAGAAGUUGGUUCCAAAACCACACUGCUUACGUAGGGAAGAUCAUUUCACUUUCUCACAAUUGUUCUCUUUGUGUUUCUUAGUUUUCCUCCCAUUGCUAAAGUAUAAGGACUUGUUCUGGAUGCCUUUUUGAAUAGGAGGUAAAGGCUCAAACUAGCUCAAACUAGGCUAUAGUAAACUGUCAGGAAUAGAACUUGGACCAGAGGACAGUGCUGAGCUAAGAGAGCACUACCAAAUAUCUCCCACAGGUAGUGGGAGUUCCAAAAAGCACCACAGUUGCCUUCCCAGGCAAACCUGAAGCUUGCAAAGGAAAGUGGUUAAAUUGGUUGACACACAAACUGUAUGAACACUUUGGAAGUUAGAAUACUCAAAGACAUGAAUUUGUGGGAAGAAAUGGGCUAUUUUGUACAUCUGUUGGCGCUGAUCUGUUUUUGGGACACUAUCGGGGGGGGGGGGGGGCAACGGCCAGUCAGUUUGCCGAAGUCUGCUUCCAAACUUUUGAUUUUGUUUGGAUGGGCCUCUUUCAUGGCGUAGUGGGUUUGUGUGCCCCAGCACCAGCUUCUCUCACCUUUGUGGCUCUGUUUUUACAAGGUCAUCCCUGAAUCUAGGAACAAGGGUAUUUAUUACUUCCAUUCCAAAAGUUAAGAGGUAUUGCGCUGCAUGGAAAAAUGCUUUUUUAUACUAUAUAUGUGAAUAAAGGGGUUUUUUCCAGGA
This is a messenger RNA of Varanus komodoensis (Komodo dragon), 6434 nucleotides long. RefSeq names its product RNA polymerase III subunit A (gene POLR3A). The record is from RefSeq and is a predicted model, not a curated record. Gene Ontology annotation, biological process: DNA-templated transcription. NCBI's taxonomy places the organism in Eukaryota, Metazoa, Chordata, Lepidosauria, Squamata, Varanidae. Bases 105 to 4277 code for a protein of 1390 amino acids. The transcript has 31 exons. Gene Ontology annotation, molecular function: DNA-directed RNA polymerase activity; DNA binding.